UGCACAUCCAUAUAUAUAUAGUUCCGUGGCAUGGGUCGUCUUUGAUCAGAUUGUGGGAUCGGAGCGGCAUGUCGGUGACGGCGGCGAGCAGGGGUGUGCGCGCGCUGGCCGUCCUGGGGCGGUGCGUGCGGGCGCCGUUCCGCGUGCUGCUCCGCGCGCGCGACCUCUACGUGAGGCAGAUGACUACAUGCGCGGCGGGUCGCGGGCCGGUGGGGAUGGUGUCCGUGCCGCGGAGCCGGAGCCACGCCUUCUACCGCUCGGCGGGCGACGGCGACGACGGCGACGUGCUUGAGCUCGUCCGUGCCGCCUCGCGCGCGAGGUGUUCCAGCGUCGCGGCACGGAGCCAGAGCAUGGACAUCGGAAGGAUUGACGAGGACCAGCCGUGCGAGUUCGGGACCGGCGGCGGCGCCAUGCGGCAGGCGCUGGAUCGCAGGAGCAGGAGCUGCGCGGUCGGGUCCAUGGGCAUGUCGAUGGGGAGGAGCAGGGCUGGCGCCGUCGCGGCCGCUUAACGCCGGCCGACGGCGCGCACGGCGGUACCGGUGCGCGUAUAGGACGAGACUUCAGCUAGAAACCUGCGUGGCUUAGCUGACAGUGAGCUUGAAGAAGAAAUUGAGACGAUAUGUAAU
Messenger RNA from Lolium perenne, 626 nucleotides. RefSeq lists its product as uncharacterized. NCBI's taxonomy places the organism in Eukaryota, Viridiplantae, Streptophyta, Magnoliopsida, Poales, Poaceae. The record is from RefSeq and is a predicted model, not a curated record.